AUGGCGACCACCGUGCCUGUCACCAUGGACACGCUCAUCACCAUCAAGAUCUCCAUCCAGGGGAGUAACCGGAAGUUCAAGAUCCCCAUGAGGGACUUGGGCGCCGGCGUCCUGCCUGGCAAGCUCCGCCAGCUCCUCAACAUUCCUUCCAACCAAGACGUCGUCUUCGAGCGCUUCUCCGACAGCGCUGGCGCCUACAUCACUCUCGAUCCCGAGAAUCCUCAAGUAUACAAGACGCUUUUCCGCGCUGCAAAGGCCAAGUUGAAGCUUCGCCUGCGCGCCACCAUCGUCGAGGACCAGGCCGAGAACAAGCCCGUGGACACGUUCCACUCCAUCCUCGAGGCUGGUAAGGCCAUGCCUCCCAUCCCGCUUCCCGUUCGCACCGCACCCGCACUUCCGCCGCAGCCUCAGCCUCAGGCUCAGCCUCAGGCCACCUCCCCUCCGCCACCCCAGCCUGGCCCCACGAAUACCGGCACUAUUCCGCUCUACCCGUACGCAAGGCUCCCCGCGUUCCACAAGACGAACAUGCGGACUUCGAACACGCCGCCCGUGCCGGCACCUGCACCCACCGAGCCCGAGCGCCCGGUUGACGCCGAAGGCGAGGCACCCGUGCCGAAGCCGUUCUCUGCGCGCGAUACCUUCUUCUCUGAGCUUGCCAACAUGUCUCGUGAGCGCGAGUUGGCUCUCCGUAUGAAGGAGUCGACCCCGGCGACCCUGUUCUCUUGGUCCGUCUACUGCAAUGUCUGUGACAAGCCCAUGUCCAACGAGCACUACCACUGCAGCAUUUGCGACGAGGGCGACUAUGACCUCUGCGAGAACUGCGUUGCCUCUGGCCACCACUGCCCCGGUGAAGGUCACUGGCUGAUCAAGCGUUUCAUCAAGAAUGGCAAGGUCACCAACAGCACCACCGAGAGGGUUGCUCCCAAGCCCACGGAGGAGCCGGAGCCUGAGCCCGUGCCUGAGGUCAAGGUCGAGCCCGAGGAGAAGGAAAUGCCCGGUGCUUUCACUACCGAGAAGUUCAUGGCCGAGAAGAAGCCUGAGCCCGUGGAGCCGGAGCAACCUACUCGCACCUGCAACUCGUGCGUCAAGGUCUUCCCCGAGCGCAACUUCGUCACCUGUGUCGAUUGCGAGGAUUACGACCUCUGCAUGUCGUGCCACGUCGGCUCUCAGCAUGGCCACCACCCGGGUCACGCUUUCAAGCCUGCCGAGGCCGGCACCAUUGGACCUCUGGCUGAGUUCCUCUGCGCUCCUGGCCGCAACGUCCGCCACGCUGCUGUUUGCGAUGGGUGUGAAAAGUUCAUCUACGGCGUCCGCCACAAGUGCCUGAACUGCCCUGACUGGGACUACUGUGCCGAGUGCAUCAAGGGUGCCAAGCAAGCUCACCCGAUGCACCGCUUCGUCCCCAUCUUCGACCCUCUGCCGGAGCCCCGCACCCACUCGGUCCGCCACUUCGGUAUCUACUGUGACGGCCCACUUUGCAAGGAUAAGAUGAACCAGACUUACAUUGAGGGCGUCCGUUACAAGUGUGCGGUCUGCUAUGACACCGACUUCUGCGCCAACUGCGAAGCUCACCCGAGCAACCGCCACAACCGCACUCACCCCACCAUCAAGUUCAAGACUCCGGUGAGGAACGUCAGCGUUACCACCAUGGGCGAGGACAAGAACGGCGCCCCUCUUCCCAACCUUGGCGAUGUGUCUCCCCGCAGGCCUUCGUCGGUGGCCUCGGCCUCUGCCAAUGCCGCCACCCAGGUGCGCACCAUUGCCGACCUCAAGCCCAGCGAGGACAUUGCUUCCAAGUCUGCCAAGGUCCAGAUUAAGGACCUUCUCGCUGAGCCCAUUGACGAGAAGAUCCAGGUGGAGGACCUUCUUGCGAAGGCUGCGCUCACUCCCAAGUCUCCUGAGCCUGUUCAGGAGAAGGCUGUUGUGACGUCCGACCUCCAGGCCCACUUCAUCCGCGACACCAUCUGCGAUGGCACCAAGAUUCCUGGCAACUCCAAGUUCCUCCAGGUCUGGACCCUGCGCAACCCUGGCCCUCAUGCUUGGCCUGCUGGCUGCUCGGUUCGCUAUGUUGGUGGCGACAACAUGCUCAAUGUUAACAACGAGCACCCUUGCAGCACCACCGACAUUGCGGAGGCCACCGAGAGCAACGUCAUCGGCCGUGUUGUCAUGCCCGGCGAAGAGAUCUCUUUCAGCGUUCUGAUGAAGGCUCCGGCUCGUGAGGGCGUUUGCAUCUCCUACUGGCGUCUGAAGACGGCUGAUGGUACUCCCUUCGGUCACAGGCUGUGGUGCCACAUCGAGACCACGAAGCCUAUUCCUACUCCUCUCCCUGUUGAAUCGCCUCAGUCCACGGAUGCUGAGCGCACUCUGGCUCGUCUGAGGGAGCUGCGCGAGCGUCGCCAGUCGAGGGUCCAGGAGACGGAGAACCAUCGUGCUCUCCAGCGUGAGGCUAUGCAGGCUAUGGUCAGCCGCAUGCAGAGGCUCCACGAGGCGCAGGAGCAGAUGAAGCAGCGCCAGAAGGUCUUUAGGCCCGAGCUUGCGCAGAAGCAGGCCGAGCGUGUCGCCGCGGCCCCUCCCAAGCCGACGGUGGAGGAUGCUCCGGAGGCUGACUCUGCGGAGGUCCCGGCCAAGCAGGAGACGGAGGUCAAGCAGGAGGCCGAAGUCAAGCCCGAGGCUUCGUCCUCGGAGGGCAGCCAGAUGAUCUUCCCUACUCUUGAGAAGGAGUCCCCUGUGAACAGCACUCACGUUUCCAGCCCGCCCGUUGAAGCCGACAAGGCUACGAACGCUCCCUCUUCGGUUCGUGACGAGACCGAGAUAUUCGAAGACGCCGAGACGGUCGAUCUCGUCUCCAGCGAUGACGGCUUCCUCACCGACGAGGAGUACGACGUGCUCGAUGCCAGUGAUUCGGAGUUUCCUGCGUGA
Lasiodiplodia theobromae is the source of this 2919-nucleotide messenger RNA. Its product is annotated as Zz type zinc finger domain-containing protein. Gene Ontology annotation, molecular function: zinc ion binding. Lineage: Eukaryota; Fungi; Ascomycota; Dothideomycetes; Botryosphaeriales; Botryosphaeriaceae. Bases 1 to 2919 code for a protein of 972 amino acids. The record is from RefSeq and is a predicted model, not a curated record. The transcript is spliced from 3 exons.